Fusarium odoratissimum NRRL 54006 is the source of this 895-nucleotide messenger RNA. RefSeq lists its product as uncharacterized. Lineage: Eukaryota; Fungi; Ascomycota; Sordariomycetes; Hypocreales; Nectriaceae. Bases 8 to 895 code for a protein of 295 amino acids. The record is from RefSeq and is a predicted model, not a curated record. The transcript has a single exon.
CGCAACCAUGGACUCUCAGACUUCGUUUCUUGAUUUACCGCGAGAGGUACGAGACAUGGUCUAUGACUACGCCCUCGAAGAUGUCAAGUUCAGCAACGCUUUUACGACUCAAACCGCUCAUUCUCCCAAGAUCUCCCCCUUGCUCUACGUACAUAAAAGCAUAUCAGACGAUCUUCAGCCUCGCCUCUACCAAAACCACGCUAUUGUCGUUCCAAUUCAAGAACCUAGCACUUAUGCAGCUGGAGACUGGAGUAUAGUCCCUAGGGUUGCCUGCUCGAAGAUGAUGAAGCAACGCUCCAACACCCUCAUCAUUGAAAUGUCUCAGACGACUAUCUCCUAUUAUCCGGAUUCAGAUCCUGAGAGAGACUUGUACGAAGAUCCCAUGGAGGAUGAAUACUUUUGGGAAUCUGACAGUCGAGGUGGAAAGACAUUUCCCCAAAAGCUCAUGAACGAUAUUCUCGCUCUGAAAUCAAGUCUCCCAGCCCUCAAAACUGUCAAAUUUGUAUUCUGGUUUGGGAAAUGGACUGCAUACCAAGAGCCUUGGGAGAAACAUCUCGAGAAGCUCAGGGUGGCUUGGCCGGAAUUGUCCUUGAAGAUCGAGCUCAAUCUGUUCGAGUUUGAAGAUCCUGACGCAGGUGACGGCGGAUUCAACUGGCUUGAGACUUGGUAUUACUGGGCGAGAGACACAAAGAGGGUCUGGUUUCAGGCGAACAAUUUCAAGUGGAAAGACCAUGCCAAGGGGGACUUUCGAGGUCGUAAGAUCAAUGUUCGGUUAUGGCAGGAUGAAGAGUUUCUGGACGGGGACGAUGAGGAUAGGGAUAGGGCUCUUCAUAGGAGGCGCUGUGAGGUGAAGCCUUUGUUUGUUAGGACAUGCGAUAUGGAUGGCCGAGUGUGA